This is a messenger RNA of Halichondria panicea, 1544 nucleotides long. RefSeq names its product dolichyl-diphosphooligosaccharide--protein glycosyltransferase 48 kDa subunit-like. The transcript has a single exon. Gene Ontology annotation, cellular component: endoplasmic reticulum membrane; oligosaccharyltransferase complex. Bases 20 to 1411 code for a protein of 463 amino acids. The record is from RefSeq and is a predicted model, not a curated record. NCBI's taxonomy places the organism in Eukaryota, Metazoa, Porifera, Demospongiae, Suberitida, Halichondriidae.
UUGUGCGCAUGCUCAGAUCAUGAAUAGACUUCAUAGUGAGCAUGCGCAGAAUGUGUGGUUUGCAUGUGCUGUGAAAAAAAUGGCUGUCUCAAAAGCUCUCCUCUCUCUCUGGCUUGUUUUGCUGUCCUUAUCUUUUUUAGAUGCUGCUAGUAGUAAGAAAAAGACGUUGGUUUUAUUGGAAAAUCUUUCCAUCAAAGAUACUCAUUCUGUCUUCUUUGGAGAUCUAAAAGCAAGAGGAUAUCAACUCACCUUCAAGAUGGCCGAUGACUCCAACCUGGCAUUAUCAAAAUACGGAGAGUAUCUCUACAACAAUGUUAUAAUUUUCGCUCCAUCUGUUGAGGAAUUUGGAGGCACGAUUGAUCUGAAUGCGAUUACGGAUUUUGUUGAUAAUGGCGAUGGUAAUGUUAUGAUUGCAGCCAGUUCUGAAGUUGGGGACAUACUUCGAGAUCUCGGUAUGGAAUUUGGCCUGGAACUUGAUGAAAGGGGCACCUCUGUGAUUGACCAUCUCAACUAUGAUGUAAAGGAUGAAGGAGAACACACUUUAAUUGCCGUAGAUAAUGCUAACUUGAUCGAUGCUCCAUUGAUCGUUGGUAAAAAAUCAUCCACCCCAUGUCUAUAUCGUGGCUUAGGAAUGGUGGCAGACCCAGACAACCCUCUCGUGCUCAAUGUCAUGACUGGAUCGACAACAUCUUAUUCGUAUUUCCCUGAUGAGCAGAUAGAAGAGUACCCACAUGCUGUAGGAAAGAGUACACUCUUGAUUGCUGGACUUCAGGCUCGCAAUAAUGCUCGUGUGGUUUUCUCUGGCUCAAUUGAUUUCUUCAGCAACAAACUGUUUGCGGUGUCUGUCCAAAAAGCAACCCAGGGCUCGAAAGAAUUUGUCAAAAGUAAUAAUCGUCAGUUGGCAGCAGCCAUCACUCAGUGGGUGUUCCGGGAGAAAGGUGUUUUGCGUGUUGGAAAAGUUAAGCACCAUCUUGUUGGUGAAUCGAAGCCACCUGCUGCGUACACAGUUGAGGAUCAAGUUCACUACGAGAUUGAAAUUGAAGAACUUCGAGACGGAGAAUGGAUGCCUUUCAAGGGAGAUGAUGUCCAGAUGGAAUUCUUUCGAAUCGAUCCAUUUGUGCGUACAUACCUGAAGCGUACUUCCAAUGGGAAACUGUUCUUUGUGGAUUUUAAACUGCCUGAUGUGUAUGGUGUGUUUCAGUUCAAGGUGGAAUACAAUAGGAUUGGCUACACUCAUCUUUUCAGCACAACUCAAAUGUCUGUACGACCAUUUGAACAUACUCAGUACGAGCGAUUCAUUCCGUCCGCAUUUCCCUACUAUGCAAGUGCCUUCUCCAUGAUGAUAGGGCUCUUCGUAUUCUCUCUUGUCUUCCUUCACUAUAAGGACAAUGCAAAGACCAAGAAAGACUGAUGAUUGUGUAUAGCCCUGUGGGCACUGAUAGAUGUGCAUUGUUAAAAAUGUGUUGAUGGCUGAGUGAUAUAAAUUUUAUUGGGCAAUUUUUGUUGUUCUAACAAUAAUUUUACAUUCACUUUUGUUCUAAAUA